This is a messenger RNA of Colletes gigas, 3286 nucleotides long. RefSeq names its product zinc finger protein Elbow. The transcript is spliced from 2 exons. Lineage: Eukaryota; Metazoa; Arthropoda; Insecta; Hymenoptera; Colletidae. Bases 395 to 1807 code for a protein of 470 amino acids. Gene Ontology annotation, cellular component: nucleus. The record is from RefSeq and is a predicted model, not a curated record. Gene Ontology annotation, biological process: negative regulation of DNA-templated transcription.
GGGAAGCUCGGUCGAGGGAACAGUACGCGAACCUACUCAGUAGCGAUUCGAAGUCGGUCGCGUGAAGUAAAUGUUGUUUGUUAUGUAAUGCGUACCGUGUAUCCCAAUUUCUUCAUUUUUCUCUGUAUCCUGGUGUGUUGUGUUCCUUGCAAACCGGAUGAGAAUUGUGUGUCGAAGGAGUACGCUUUCAGGAGCUGCCAAAUGGCUCCGUUGACGUGCGCUUUCAUUGUUCCUUCACUACGGAUAUAAGGAAGUGUACGGGAAAAAAAGUGUUUGCACGGUUCGUCUCGGGGGUUUUGUUUUGUCAGUCCUCGGUGGACUGUCGCCAAGUGAUCAUAGUGUUGUACGUUCGAAGCAGAGCCGUGCGAAGAAAGGGGGCGAACAUCUUUCUAAGAUGCUGACUUCCAGCGCGAAUCAGUACCUCCGACCGGAAUACCUCACGCCUCUGCCUACUACGCUGGACGCAAAGAAGAGCCCCCUUGCCCUCCUGGCCCAGACUUGCAGUCAAAUAGGAGCAGACACGCCGUCCAACAAAUCUCUCUUAGGCUCCUUGGAGAAACAGUCGAGCGGGAAAUCGUCAAAGACCGCGGAGCAAUCGCGCGAAAAAUCGUCGCCGAUCGCGCCAACGUCCACGGAGUCCGCCAAGGCUAACUUUAAGCCGUACGAGUCGUGUUUGGGUCGCGAGAAAGCGGCGAGCCCGGACGAGCAGCGUUCAGCCUCUAGUCACUCGACGUCUGGCAGAUCGAGGACACCCGGUAGCGGCAACAAACGAUGCCCGAGUAACCAAAGCGCCUCGUCGAUCCAAGCAGCGACGCCGCAGGGUCAAAAGACAGCGACGCCCAACUGCGACGUCGCCCGAGAGUCCCCUCCGUCCAGGUCCUCGGUGGCAAACAUGUCGUCGGGUCAACUCGAAUCGAAUUCGUCGCAACCGUCCGUUGUUAGCCCCGUCGGGGUACUAGCUAUGACGGAUCCAUCGAUCAAGGAUCUUCCGCUGGGUACCUUCAAGCCUGGAGUCAGUUUAGCGUCCUCAACCUACCUAAGUUACAAUCCUCAGUUGCCCAUCGACGUGAUGGCGAGUUCGUUAGUGUCUCAGCACCACGCCGCGUUGAAGAGCGGCCUGGUGGCCGGGAAUCCCUAUCUGAGCUACGCGAGAUUGAAAAAUUCCGCUGGCCCGGACACUUUGAUGCCCGUGUGCAGGGACCCGUACUGCACCGGGUGCCAACUCAACUCCCAUUUGCUGGUGAGUUCCGCAAACGCGGCGGUCGCAAACGGGAAGCUGGCCUCCAACACGGCUGGCUCUUGCCCCGCGGGCUGUGCUCAGUGCGAUCACAAGUCUAGUACGCCGUACGGGGCGCUAGGUGUCGCCGCCUACGCCCACGCACAGUUGGCUGCCCUGGCGGCGGCCUCGCAACUCCCCUAUGUUUGCAACUGGAUCGCCGGGGACACCGCUUACUGCGGCAAAAGGUUCUCCACGUCGGACGAGCUGCUCCAGCAUCUCAGGAGCCACACGAGCGGAGCCACAGACACCUCGACGACGUUGUCCCUCCUGUCGCCCUCUGUCGGACUCCCACCAACCCAUCCCUUGUUCUCCAGAACUUAUCCUACGCCGCCACUGAGUCCCCUGGCUACCGCGCGCUACCACCCGUACGGUAAACCGUCGCCAUUGUUACCACAUUCUCUGUCGUCGCUGGGUUUACCCCUUCCACCGCCGCAUCCUCACUCACCCGCCAGUUUGCCACCGUAUUUCUCCCCGUACUCGCUGUACGGGGUCCCCCGUCUCGGCGCUGCGUCCGGAAUGCCCCAAUGAGCACUCGAACCUCGCUGAUUAGACGCGUAAAGAAAAAUAUCAACCGUUUAACUGUGAUCCAUGUAUGAAUUAUGAGGGUGUGUUUGAUACAAUAAAUUUCGACGGCUGUUCCUCCGAAUGGGUCAGAGGGCAGGGGGGACGGAUGGCGAAUAUUAAAUUUUAGCUUCGGGGAUUUCAUAGUUAGGUUUGGCUACGUCUUUCGUUAGAAUACAUAUUCGGGUUGGAUUAAAAUUUUAUGUAAAAUGGGCGAACUUAUUUUCCAUAGGACAGCUUAUAGACAUUGCUUGCCAGUGCACGCGUAACUGUCGCACUUUUUGCACGUACAACUGUCAUCCUCCGAUUCCUAGAAUUGUUUCGAGUCGGGAAGUCCCCGCGUUGUCGCAAAUGAACUACAUACUCAUAUUUCAUUGAAGUAAAAAUAAUAAAAUUUGUAUACUUCUCAAUUUUAUAAACCAGCUUUAACCCCCGAAUGACGGAUGCUUACACUUAUUACUUACAGUUCUUGAGCGAGGAACUCGAAAUGGUCGCGUAUGCGCCGUACGAGGGUUGAAUCGCAAUUUCCGCAAAAAUAUACGCGUUCUAUGGCAUAAUUCCUCCCUGUUAUGGUUCUUCGUGAGUUUUUGUUUCUCGAUAGGACGAUUAUUUUCGAUUAAAAAUUAUUUCCCGACCCAUGAACCGGAAACAUUCGGCUUCUGGCUCGCCGCGUCCAACGUGCCACUUAAUAUUGAAAAAUAAAACUAACGAGUGCCACGGGUAACGUUGAAAAACCAAUGUUCAACUGUGAUUUCCGAGUGAGAAAAAUACUAACGCGCGUGAGUGAAAUCUAUUGCGCUUCCGCUAUAGAGAAUUAUUGUAUGUAUAUACGUGUAUGGGUGAUUUUAGAAUUUAUCGAUACAUACGCGAUCACGGAGUUUUAUUCGACACAACGAAUAACGGACGGCUAUUUUUAACGUAGACGAGUCCGCACAGAAUCUUCACAGCGACGAAAUAAAAUUAUUGUCACGUCCUUUAUCACGAUAUUAUUAUUUUUUAGUGCAUCGAUCGAAGCAUAAAACACACGUACACUUUAGCCAUAUUGCGUAGAAUUUUAUUAUUAAUAUUGACCACGAUUUAUGGUUCACGCUUUGCGCACAUUUCAAAUUUACCGCCAUAAUUAUACCAACCUUGGAUACGCCAUGUUUAUUCCUCUUCACAGUUAAAACUAUUCGAAUUGUUGCUCACUCUUAGUCGACAAGAAUACAAAUAUUACAAACUUUCCCAUUGUCUUGAAAACAGAAAAUUUGAUAUAAAAUAACCCACAUUGUUCUGGUUUUUUUUUUUGUAAUGCAAUAACGACAAAUAAACAAUUCUAAGUUAAGGAAUUAUAAUUACUUAUUCGUGCUUCUUAUUGAAAUGCCCGUGAUGACCUAAAUUAUGCUACAAUUCGAGAUUUAUAAUAGUUAACAUCUUGAAAACUAAAAGUAUUAUUCUAUAUUUUUU